UGUGAGAACAAGCGGAACGACGGUCGACGGGCGCGAGUGUCCCGGGCGCGGACGAUGCCCGAAGGGCAAUCGCGUGAGGUAGGUACAUCGAAAACUACGGUUUAUAUACCCUGACCUCCCUUAUCUUCAUUCAGGAACUAUCUCGGCCGAGCUUGCGAGCUCGUGCCUAAACGCAUGUUCCAACACACUCCCCCGAGCGAAGCAAGCGAGCGCGUCGUAUGCACUCCCCGCAGUUCAAUAUCCGGCACUCCCCCAAACUCAAAUCCUCAUCCUCUCGGCGCAGUCAUCCAGCUCCGACACCCAUUCCAACACUCCGACAUCCGGCCGAUAGUCCAUGCUCAUGCGAGCUCCGACGGGCGUACACGUACGGCGGCGCGAUCCUCGUCCAAAUCCGGCAACUCUUCAACAUCUCCAGCAACGGCGGCGGUUCGAUCAACGGUGUCCUCGACAGACGGUUCGGCGGUGCCCUCGGCAGGCGGUUCGGUACCCUCGGCGGGCGGUUCGACAGUUCAACAGUUCGGCGGUUCGACGACGGUACCCUCAGCGGUGGGCAAGACAACGGUUCGGCAGUGGUGGUUUGACAAUCGCAGUGGAUGGCUUCAACCCCAUCCCGGGCGGUUCGGUUCGACGGGUCGAUCGUACGACGUGCGGCGGCAGUGGCGCGCGUGUGGCGUUCAACGGCGGGUUGACGACUUCAGCCUCGUCUAGGCAGGUGGGUCAACGGCGACGGCGGGAGUCACGGUCUGCGGCACAGCGACGGCCAGCAGAGCAUCGGCGAGUGACAGCAUGCGCGCGAGGUACGGCAACGCAGCGAGCGGCGGGCUUUCAGCUGCCCCCAGAGCCUUCUGGUAGUAAACCCCCAGGUGGGCUGACGCGAUUGUGUGAGAACAAGCGGAACGACGGUCGACGGGCGCGAGUGUCCCGGGCGCGGACGAUGCCCGAAGGGCAAUCGCGUGAGGUAGGUACA
Messenger RNA from Fomitopsis serialis, 967 nucleotides. RefSeq lists its product as uncharacterized. The transcript has 2 exons. Bases 175 to 708 code for a protein of 177 amino acids. The record is from RefSeq and is a predicted model, not a curated record. Lineage: Eukaryota; Fungi; Basidiomycota; Agaricomycetes; Polyporales; Fomitopsidaceae.